Molecule: messenger RNA, 771 nt
Organism: Hibiscus syriacus
Lineage: Eukaryota; Viridiplantae; Streptophyta; Magnoliopsida; Malvales; Malvaceae
Product: senescence associated gene 20
Exons: 1
Coding region: 66-554 (162 amino acids)
Source: RefSeq, a predicted model, not a curated record
UUCUUAUAAUUUGAGUUUUGCUAGCUCACUCUAUUAUCUUCUUUCUUUCAUUUUCAAAACAGAUAAUGGAAUCCAACAAGAAUGAAGUAUUGGUGUCUGAACCGGACUCAAACCCAGAAAUGGUAAGCAAAGCAGUUGUGGAUACACUUUACAAAGCAUUGGCACGUGGUGAAACCAGCACUGUGGUCAAACUGCUUACAAGUGACCUGGAAUGGUGGUUCCACGGCCCUCCACGGUGCCACCACAUGAUGCGGAUGCUCACCGGGGAGUCGAACCACACCGAAUUCAGGUUCGAGCCGAGGAGCGUGGAGGUGGUCGGUGAUUGCGUGAUUGCAGAGGGUUGGGAAGGAGCACAAGUGUAUUGGGUACAUGUAUGGACGUUGAAAGACGGUUUGAUUACACAGUUUAGGGAGUAUUUUAAUACAUGGUUGACUGUGAGGGACGUGAAGCCACCACCGGGGUGGGAUAUGGGCCACGGCUGCCACACUGUGUGGCAGAGCCAGCCCAGGGACUUGGCACGACGCUCAUUGCCUGGCCUUUUGCUCACAAUAUAGAGAUGUGAAGCCACUUAAUCAUGGCUUGUGAGUGCGACAUUACAUGAAAAUGGUCAAAUAUGGAAUUGCAUUAAGCAUGUCUAAUAUGAAUUGUAUUAUGUAAACCAUGUUUUGCAUGUGGGCAAGCUCUCAAAAAACCAGGGCACGGCUUCGUUAUGUAUCUUUGCUUAAUGGUACUCUUUUAAGGAAAAUGGUAAAGUACACAAUGGUUCCUCGA